Zootermopsis nevadensis is the source of this 3040-nucleotide messenger RNA. RefSeq names its product HMG coenzyme A reductase (gene Hmgcr). Gene Ontology annotation, molecular function: hydroxymethylglutaryl-CoA reductase (NADPH) activity; protein binding; NADP binding. Gene Ontology annotation, cellular component: endoplasmic reticulum membrane; peroxisomal membrane. Gene Ontology annotation, biological process: sterol biosynthetic process; coenzyme A metabolic process; isoprenoid biosynthetic process. The record is from RefSeq and is a predicted model, not a curated record. Lineage: Eukaryota; Metazoa; Arthropoda; Insecta; Blattodea; Termopsidae.
AUUUCAGUUUGCAUCCGAGAGUCUGAAAGACAUGAUCAACAGGCGGAAGGAAUACUGUUGCGAUAAAAAUGGUGGUAAUGUCAUAUAAGAAGAUUGCAGGUUUUAAUUUGGGGAAUAUGAACUGUGCGUGGUGCAAGGUGUACAGUUUUUGGUGUUCUGAGAUCGCGCGAGAUGUACAGAAUAUAAUGUCGGUGAAGAUCAAUUAGUGAGGAUGGUAGGCUGGUUGUUCAGAGCACAUGGGGAACUGUGCGCAUCCCACCCCUGGGAGGUGAUAGUAGCCACCCUCACCCUUACAGUGUGCAUGCUGACGGUAGACCAGCGACCCCUGGGGCUUUCGCCAGACCCACACAUGGGCUGUGGGUGGAGACACGACUGCGUCGGGCUGGAGGAUUAUAAUGCUGCUGACGUGAUUGUUAUGACGCUGAUCCGAUGUGUGGCCAUCCUGUACAGUUACUAUCAGUUCUGCCAUCUUCAGAAACUUGGUUCGAAGUAUAUCCUUGGGAUUGCAGGCCUGUUCACGGUCUUUUCCAGCUUUGUGUUCAGUUCCAGUGUCAUCAACUUUCUGGGUAGCGACGUUUCUGACCUCAAGGAUGCGCUUUUUUUCUUCCUGCUGCUAAUUGACCUGUCGAAGGCGACGGUUCUUGCCCAAUUUGCGCUGAGUUCUCGCAGUCAAGAUGAGGUGAAGCACAACAUAGCGCAUGGAAUUGCCAUGCUUGGACCCACCAUUACGCUCGACACGCUUGUUGAGACUCUAGUCAUUGGGGUGGGAACUCUGUCAGGUGUGCGGCGUCUUGAGGUGCUGUGUUGCUUUGCCUGCAUGUCGGUGGUUGUGAACUACAUUGUGUUCAUGACAUUCUACCCCGCCUGCCUCUCGCUUAUUUUGGAGCUGUCGCGGAGUGGUGAGAGCGGCCAGCCUGCUUGGCAAGACAAGUCCCUUAUUAUGCGUGCGCUGCAUGAGGAGGACCAGAAGCCAAACCCAGUGGUGCAGCGUGUGAAGGUCAUCAUGUCAGCUGGACUGAUGCUGGUACAUGCUCACAGUCGCUGGUCAUUCGCUAGUGAAGCAGAGGAUCUUCCUGUGGGGAACCUGGUGACCGGCAAUUCAGCUGGGAGUUUGAAUGGCACCGAAGACACCAUGAUCUUUCAGGGAUAUAUUUUGAAGUGGCUCACUGUGAAUGCUGAUCACAUUGUGAUCCUGAUCUUGCUGCUCGCCCUGGCCGUCAAGUUUGUAUUCUUUGAGGUGAAGGAUGAGCUGACCAAGUGUCGACCAAGCGAGUAUACAGGUGCUCACAAAAGACUGAUGGGUGUCGAGGGUUGGGUGGAGGUGAGUGGCUCCUCCCCACAAGCAGAGGACAUUGUCUCUGUGCCCUGUGAGCACAAGAGCGUGCAGACAGAGGAACCUGAGGAGCCCAUCCACCAGACUGCCUCCUCUGAGCCACUGCAAGAGGAUGACAGUAAAGGGGCACCACCCACUGAGGACAGGAGCGUGGACGAGUGUCUCAAGGUCUACAAGUCUGAGGCUGGAGCACGUGCUCUGAGUGACUCAGAGGUGAUGACUCUCGUGGCUUGUGGCCAUGUGCCCAGCCAUCAGCUGGAGAAAGUGGUGGGAGACCCUGAGAGAGGUGUGUGCAUAAGGCGCAAGAUCCUGAACAGAACUGCCAACCUACAUGGUGCAUUGACCCAUCUGCCAUAUCAGCGUUACGACUAUUCCAAGGUGAUGGGUGCCUGUUGUGAGAAUGUGAUCGGCUACAUGCCCGUACCUGUUGGGGUGGCAGGCCCCUUACUGCUUGAUGGCCGCCUGGUGCACGUGCCACUUGCCACCACAGAGGGCUGCCUUGUGGCCAGCACCAACAGGGGCAGCCGAGCUCUCAUGCGUUGUGGCGUGACCUCCCGCGUCGUGGCUGAUGGCAUGACCCGUGGACCCGUUGUUCGCUUCCCAAACAUCAGCAGAGCUAGUGAGGCCAUGCUGUGGAUGCAGGCACCCCAGAACUUUAGUGCAAUGAAGGAAAGUUUUAACUCCACUAGUCGUUUUGCACGUCUCUCCAAGAUUCACAUCCGCAUUGCUGGUCGUUACCUCUUUAUUCGCUUUGUGGCUACGACGGGCGAUGCUAUGGGAAUGAAUAUGCUGUCCAAGGGCACAGAGGUGGCGUUGGAAUUCGUGCAAGAGACGUUCUCUGACAUGGAGAUCCUGAGUCUUAGUGGAAACUUCUGCACGGACAAGAAGCCUGCAGCUGUCAACUGGAUUGAGGGGCGAGGCAAAUCUGUGGUGUGUGAGGCAGUUGUGCCGGCAGACGUGGUGAGUUCAAUUCUCAAGACUAAUGUUCAGGCCCUUGUGGAUGUCAACAUCACGAAGAAUCUUAUUGGCUCAGCUGUGGCUGGCAGUGUUGGCGGCUUCAACGCGCACGCUGCAAACGUUGUCACAGCCAUUUUCAUCGCGACAGGACAGGACCCAGCUCAGAACGUGGGUAGCAGUAAUUGCAUGACACUGAUGGAGCCGUGGGGAGAAGAUGGCAAAGACCUCUACGUGUCCUGCACAAUGCCUUCCAUAGAGAUUGGCACUGUUGGUGGAGGUACAGUGUUACCACCACAAGCAGCAUGUCUCGAGAUGCUUGGUGUGCGAGGAGCAAACAAGGUGUGUCCUGGGGAAAAUGCCAACAUGCUGGCCCGCAUAGUGUGCGGAACUGUACUUGCUGGUGAACUGUCGCUAAUGUCAGCACUGGCAGCGGGCCAUUUAGUGCGUAGCCACUUGCAGCACAACAGGGCAUCGACGGGUACAUCAGAUUGCGGAGCAGGUAGCCUCGCUUCCUGUAAGGGCAAGUCCUGAAAGCCCCGACCAGUGCGGUACACAAUAGUUACUUCUCCAUGAUGCAUGUUAUGCUGUUGAGUGUGGUUAAGUGAACAUAAUGGGAGAGGCUUUAAUGAAUGUAUGGAUGAGAAAUGUGAUGUGCACAAAUUGAUAAUAACUGUACCUUUAUUGAACACAGACAUUCUACAACAUAUAGAAGUUCAUUUAUCUUCAUUAAAUUAUUAGUAUAUAUACACA